AUGCUGGCCUUCGAGCCCGCCCGCAGGCCCCGCCCCCACCACGCCCCCCGCCGCAAUAAACCACGGGUGGGACUGGUGCUCCCGGGGUCUUUAUUGGGGGUACCGGUGGUCCUGGGGUGUUCAUUGGGGGGUCCUGGGGGGUUUAUUGGGGUCCUGUGCAGGGUUUGGGGGGCUCUUGGUGGUCCUGGGGUGUUCACUGGGGUCCUGUGGGGGGUUCUUGGUGGUCCUGGGGUGUUCAUUGGGGGGUCCUGGGGUGUUUAUUGGGGUCCUGUGGGGGGUUCCUGGUGGUCCUGUGCAGGGUUUGGGGGUCUCCUGGUGGUCCUGUGGGGGGUUUGGGGGGUUCUUGGUGGUCCUGUGCAGGGUUUGGGGGUCUCCUGGCGGUCCUGUGGGGGGUUUGGGGGGUCUCCUGGUGGUCCUGGGGUGUUCACUGGGGUCCUGUGGGGGUUUCUUGGUGGUCCUGGGGGGUACCAGGGGUCCUGUGGGGGGUUUGGGGGUCUCCUGGUGGUCCUGUGUGGGAUUUGGGGGGUCCUGGAGUGUUUAUUGGGGUUUUAUGGGGGGUCCAGGUGGUCCUGUGCAGUGUUUGGGGGCUCUUGGUGGUCCUGGGGUGUUCAUUGGGGUCCUGUGGAGGGUUUAUUGGGGGGUUCCUGGUGGUCCUGUGGUGUUUUCUGGGGUCCUUUGUGGGGUUCUUGGUGGUCCUGGGGUGCUUAUUGGGGUCCUGUGGGGGGUUUGGGGGGUUCCUGGUGGUCCUGUGGGGGGGUUGGGGGUCUCCUGGUGGUCCUGGGGUGUUCAUUGGGGUCCUGUGGGGGGUUUGGGGGUCUCCUGGCGGUCCUGUGGGGGGUUUGGGGGGCUCUUGGUGGUCCUGGGGUGUUCAUUGGGGUCCUGUGGGGGGUUUGGGGGUUCCUUGUAGAUCCCGGGGGGGCUCCAGGGGGCUCCAGGGGGGUCCUGUGAGUGUUCAGUGUGGUCCUAGGAGCUCCUGGGGGAGUCAGAGCUGUUUUGGGGUCCUGAAAGGCAUCGUGGUCCUAAAGGUCCUGGAGGUGCUGUGGUGUGCCGGGGGUGUUCUGGGGGGGUCCUGGAGGUGUCAGGUGUGCUCCUGGGGGUGUCAGGUGUGGUCCUGGAGCUGUUCUGGGGGUGUUCUGGGGGUCCUGGGGGUGUAGGGUGUGGUCCUGGAGGUGUGAGGUGUGGUCCUGGAGGUGUUCUGGGGGUCCCGGGGGUGUCAGGUGUGGUCCUGGAGGUGUUCUGGGGGUCCCAGGGGUGCUUCAGGUGAUCCUGGGGGUGUUCUGGGGGUCCCAGGGCCGUUCCGGGAGGGUCUG
Messenger RNA from Haemorhous mexicanus (house finch), 1310 nucleotides. Its product is annotated as keratin-associated protein 5-4-like. The transcript is spliced from 4 exons. Lineage: Eukaryota; Metazoa; Chordata; Aves; Passeriformes; Fringillidae. Bases 1 to 948 code for a protein of 315 amino acids. The record is from RefSeq and is a predicted model, not a curated record.